GCAGGCAGCGAGGUCACACUGGCAGCCGCUCCCUCUCCAGCCCCGAUCUGGCCUCAGGCAGCCGGUGCCCUUGGACCGAGAAAGGGAUGGCCGAACAAGAAGGCAGUGGGCUGCAGGUCCUGCUGAGUACGCUUCAGAGCUCCUCAGACAAAGCAUCCAUCCUGACCAUCCUCCAGCUCCUUGGAAAUUUGCUCUCUGUUGGCACAGACCGGAGGAUUCACUACCUGAUCAGCAAGGGUGGCAGUGAAGCCCUCCUGCAGACCCUGUUGGAUACUGCAAGGACACCUUCUCCUGACUAUGAAAUUCUCCUGCCUCUCUUCAGGCUGCUGGCCAAAGUUGGCCUCAGAGAUAAAAAAAUUGGGCAGAAGGCACUGGAAUUGGAAGCACUUGAUGUGACACUGAUCUUGGCCAGGAAAAACCUGUCCCAUAGCCACAACCUUCUACACUGUCUUUGGGCUCUGCGUGUGUUUGCCUCCAGUGUCAAAACAGGAGCCAUGUUGGGGAUUAAUGGAGCGAUGGAGCUGCUUUUCAAGGUCAUUACUCCUUAUACCCGAAAGCGCACACAAACAAUCAGGGCAGCCACAGAAGUUUUGGCAGUAUUGCUGAAAUCCAGGUCGAACAGCCGGAGGGCAGUGAACAGAGGCUAUGUCACCAGCUUGCUCAGGCUGCAUCAGAACUGGCACACCCAUGACACAACCAACACCUAUGUGCUGAUCCGCCGGGGGCUCCUGCUGUGCCUCAAGUGCAUCACCACCAUCUGGUCUGGCAGGGAGGCCUUCCUGGCCGCCCAGGGCAUGGAGACCCUCUUCAGCAUCACACAGAACUGUCUGGACAAUGAGAGCAUGGAGCCUGUCAUCUCAGCUGUGCUUCAGAUCCUGAGGCAAUGCUACCCCAAGAGUCCCCUUCCCUUGGUCACAGCCUGCAGUGCCUAUGCCUUCCUGGUUCCUGGGAGCAUCCCCUCUGCACCCCCCUGUGACCCAGCAGAAGAGGAUUUUGAAGAUGAUGGUGAUGAGGAGAUGGACAAAGACUCAGAUUUGGAAGAUGCAAAAGAGCAAGAUGAUGACUUGGAAAUUGACAUGGAAAAGCUGAACUUCAGACCUGGUCUUGACCGACCUGAAGAGGAACUAAAGCAAUAUGAGGCCUUGUGUCAUGAGCUCUCCUAUGGCUUUGAGGAACUGGAGUCCAAACUUGGAAAUGAUUUGAACUUUGAAGGCAUUCAAUCUGCCAAUCACCACCACAUUCCAACUGCUGCCUCCCCAAAGCAGCAUUGCUUGAAUAAGGACCAAAGCUUCCAGGGGAAAGAAAGAGAAGAUACAAUCCAGACUUCUCUUCUGAGCAUGGUGAAGAUGGAGAGGUCCACUGCAUAUCUGACCUCCAAAAAAAGACCUGGCAUGAACACAUACCACAAUACACAUCCCAAUGGUCUUGGGAUAGAUGCUCUUGAAAAUGGUAUCUCUGAUAUGCAGGAUUUUCUGGAAGAGGACAUAGAAGCCAUUUCUUGCCCAAAGAUGAAUGCCUCCUUUUCCAAUCCUACGAGGCCCAGAGAAACUGUUGAAGUAAUAGAUAAGCUUCUGCACACACAUCCCAAGCAUAUUCCCUUCCAUGACCCUUAUCUUUAUACUGCCAAAGCCAGAAGAACCAGAUCUGUGGUGGAUUUCAAGAUGAUAGCAUUUCCUGAUUUCUGGGGACACUGUCCACCUCCCUUUUCCCAGUCCAUGUUGGAACGCAAACGUGGAGUUCAAAGGAUCAAGAUAAUCGAAGAUGUCCGGAGGCUCAUCCAGCCAAGUGAUGUUAUAAACAGAGUCGUCUUUAGUUUGGAUGAGCCUUGGCCUUUGGAAGAUACUGCUUCCAAUUGCCUAAGGUUCUUCUCCAAGUUUGAGUCAGGAAAUCUUCGGAAAGCCAUCCAAGUGCAUGAGUUUGAGUAUGACUUGCUGGUCAAUGCUGAUGUGAACAGUGCCCAGCACCAGCAGUGGUUCUACUUCAAAGUGAGCGGCAUGAGGACUGCCAUCCCCUACCGCUUCAACAUCAUCAACUGUGAGAAGCCCAACAGUCAGUUCAAUUAUGGGAUGCAACCAACCCUCUAUUCCGUGAAGGAGGCCCUCUUUGGCAGAUCCACCUGGAUACGGACAGGCCAUGACAUCUGUUAUUACAAAAAUCAUUAUCGCCAGAGUGCAGCUGCCAUGGGUGGAGCAUCUGGGAAGUGCUAUUACACUCUCACCUUUGCCGUCACCUUCCCACACAGUGAAGAUGUCUGCUACCUGGCUUACCACUAUCCCUACACAUACACAGCCCUCAUGACUCACCUUGAGAUCUUGGAAAAAAGUAUCAAUCCCAGGAAAAUCUACUUCCGGCAGGCCACUCUCUGCCAGACACUGGGUGGGAAUCCAUGUCCACUGGUGACCAUCACAGCCAUGCCUGAGUCUAAUUGUGCUGACCAUCUGGAGCAGUUCCGACAUCGUCCAUAUCAGGUGAUCACUGCCCGAGCUCACCCUGGAGAGAGCAAUGCCAGUUGGGUGAUGAAGGGCACCUUGGAGUUCCUCGUCAGCAGUGACCCUGUGGCGAGGCUCUUGAGGGAAAACUUCAUUUUCAAGAUCAUCCCUAUGCUAAAUCCAGAUGGAGUCAUCAAUGGCAAUCACAGAUGCUCACUGAGAGGGGAGGAUUUGAACAGACAGUGGCUUGCUCCCAAAGCCCAUCUCCAGCCAACGAUUUACCAUGCCAAAGGACUCCUCCACUACCUGAACAGCAUUGGCCGGGGGCCUGUGGUCUUCUGUGAUUUUCAUGGUCACUCCCAAAAGAAGAAUGUGUUCAUUUAUGGCUGCAGUGUCAAGGAAACCUUAUGGCAAGCAAACUGUACCGUGGGUGCACCUGCUCUCUUGGAGGACAUCAGCUACAGGACUCUUCCCAAAAUUCUUGAUAAGCUAGCACCUGCAUUCACAAUGAGCAGCUGCAGCUUUCUGGUGGAGAAAUCUCGAGCCUCUACUGCCCGGGUGGUGGUGUGGAGAGAGGUGGGUGUGUCUAGAAGCUACACCAUGGAGACCAGCUACUGUGGCUGCAAUCGGGGCCCCUAUAAGGGUCUCCAGUUCCGCACCAGUGAGUUGGAAGAGAUGGGAGCCAUGUUCUGCUUGGGCCUCCUCAUCCUGGAGCUCAAAUCUGUAAGCUGCAGCCAUCAGCUCCUGACUCAAGCUGCAGCUCUGCUGAAUGCUGAGGAAGACACUCUGGACCACCACCUCCAGCGGUGCAGCAGGACCAACGUCUCCGACCUAGAUGAUGAGCCAGCCUGCAUGGAAGAGGUUGACUACACUUCAGAUGGCAGCUCAGACCAGGAUGAGAGCAUCCUUGAGCUGGACCGGCAGAUCCAGGCAUGUGCCUUCAAUCAGGAUGAGGGAGAAGAAGAGGAGGGGACAAGGCAGAGAAGAAACACCAUCCUGUAAUCCUGAGGUUCAUAGAAACUCUGUUUCCAGUCACUGGACUCAGACACACACAGCGUGAAAUGGCCUGUGUGAGCUCCUGAUUUCAUUCUAGUUCUACUAUGCAUAGAGUCUGGUUACUUCUCAAUUAUAACAUUUUUCUACACUGCUGUACUGCCCUUGGAGCCUAUACAUGCUGCCGUUGCAAUUAGAAUGGGACUCCAUGGUAUGGGAUUACCAUGGGGCCUCUCCAGACAGCACUGAGCUCCCCUGCAUUCCUGUGCUUGAAGCUGAAGCUGGCUGGAAGCAGAGGAGUGGGCUUUCUUCCUGGUUUCUCAAUCAGAAAUCUAUAUGCCUUUAAAUUGUUCCAUAUAUGAGUGUUACAUCAACCAUAGCAUCUGAGCUUUCCAGCACCAACAUAAGCCACUGAAACUCUGAGGGUCCUGGAAGGGUCAGAAAGUAUUGGAUGAUUGAACAUAGAAGGCUGUGCAGUCAGGUAAUUGCAAAUAUCAUCCUGCAGGUCUGUAACAGUAUACAUUUUAUGGAUUUGGUAGAGGCCAGAAGCUUGGUUAGAUUCUAUGGAAUAAGACAUGAUCACUGGUCCUCGCAAAUUUCAAAACCCUACAUAUUCAGGCCAUUAAACACACUCGGGAAGACAGCGUGAUACCCUGGAAAAUGCAUUCAUUUCAGAAUCAGACAGACAAAUGAGGUUUGUAUCCUGGAUCUGGCAUUGCCUGUUAUGAAAACGUAGGCAAGUAAUUGGAUCUCUCCAAACUUCAGAGUUUUUAUGCAUCCAGUAAGAAUGAGUGUAUGUAUACCAUGAAGUUAUCCCAAAGAUGAAAUGAGAUAUAAAAGUGUGCAGCUUGGCACAUGCUACACAAUAGUGUUGGCUUUUUCCCCUCCACAACACAAAGGUAUCAUAUGUAAGUAGUCUCACAGUUACACACAAAAAAAUGUUCUCUGGGGCCACAUGAUUGAGAAAUAUUCUUUCUCGAAGGGAUCUGGAAAGGAAGUUACAUGGAGGAAGAGCCUAGGUGAGUGAAUGGCUUGAGAGUCUGUGUGCAGAAGGAAGCAUCUCAGAAACAUGAUUGCUGAGGUUAGGGAGGUAGAUAGAAGGGGGACAAUGAUGAGGAGUAUAUUCUAAGUCAAAUACGAGUCUGUUCAAUGCCAUAUGUAUUUAAUCAGGAUUGGAUUUGGCUAUGAGAGAUGGAAAAUUCAAAAUACUAGUAGCUUUGGCAAGGUAUAAGUUUUCUUUCAUACAGAAUUUCACAUGUACAGAGGCCAGAGCUGGUACCUUGGCUGCAUUAUGUCAGAGACCCAGCUUCUAGUCCUCUAGCUCUGCCAUGUGUUGCUUCUAUUCUUGACCUAGAAUUGCUGCAAAAGCAUCAGCUUUUCUCUCUGCAUCCCAGAGAGCAGCAAAAAGAAUACCAAAAAAGAACAUGUUUCCUACUUUGGAAAAAAUCUAUGCAUGGUAUUUGUGCUUGAUCCCACCAACCAGAAAGUUGUCCAAUGACCACAGGUAACUGCAGGGGAGGUCCGAAAAUAUAGCCUUUAUCUGAGAUGGGCCCAGCUGAAAUUUAAAGUUUUAAUGCUAAGGGAAUUGGAAAUAAAAUAGUGUAUACUGGGUGAUCACGUACUUGAAAAAGAGAGUUUGCCUAGCAUACCACCACCCAAAGAGUUUUGGAAGCUUUAAAAUAAUUCCAGAGAAUAUGUAUAGUGUUCGUUUGCUCUGAUCAGCAGAAAGAUACAGAGCAAAAGUUUGCCAUAGUUUAAGCAUAAGACAUAAGAGAAAAGCAUGUGUGUUGUGAUUUUGAUUUAGGGAAUUGAUAUUAUUACUUGAUAUUACUUGAUAUUAUAUUAUCUCUGCUGUUUCCUACUCUUUUUCAGAGUUUCUUGGUGUAGCUCAGAAAUUACACACCUAUCCUUCAUAUUAAGACAUUCAGAUUUCUAUGACAUACACAAGAGGUUUGAAGGAAAUAACAAAUCUGAAUUCAGAUCCCAAAGUAACAGCAUCUUUUAACUUCUCCUUUAUACAUUUUUGCCAAUUUUGAAUAGAGAAAUACAUAAUGCUCCUGGUUCUCCAUUGCUUUGAGGAGUUAUGAAAAAAAUAUUGCUGAAAUGUAAAUGCUGGAAAGGGGGUGGGAACAAUACUAACUCGCUAUCAGCAAGUAAUACCUCAGCCCAAAUUAAUUUAUGAGAUUAAUUUGUGAUCAACUAGCACAGUUAUGAGAAAAAAGGGAGAAAAGCAGGUGAGUUUCAAUAUAGAAACUUCUGAAAAAAUCAGACACUUGGAACACUUAUUGAUUUAUCUAUACAACAAAGGUAUAUUAAUUGCCCACUGUGUGUCCUGCACUUUUCUAAGCUCUAAGAAUUUAGAGAAAGAAGAUUUACUAUGAACUCAAGUUACUGUAACUUGAUAAGUAAGAAUAGCAAGUAUUUUAUUUUAAGAUAGGGACAUAUAACAUUAUGGGAAUCUGAAAAUGAUAAUAUGGAAAACCCUUAAGAUUGUGGUGGCAAAAGUCUACUAGAAGAUGAAAAUGUAGAUGACAUGUUCAGAAGUUUCAGGCAGGACAUGUUAAGAAAUAGAGAAAGCUUGAAUAGAGGACCUGUGGUAAGGUUAGGACAUGGACUAAAAUGUUCAGUGUUACUAGUUUAAAGAAUAUAGUUGUAUAUUGAGAAACAAGGAAAAUAGCAAGAGAUUAAGUAGAAAAACUAGAUACUAGAUAGCAAUCAGAUGUAACAAUAUUUGCUAUGCCCUGAGGAAGGAGUUGAACUUAAUUCCCAGCGUGGUAGGGGAGAACUACAAAACUUUUCAGCAGUGGCAUGUCUAGAACUACGCACAAUACUAGCACACGUGUCAGCACCAUAGUCCCAACCUGUUCGUAGCCUAGAGUCUGGCACUCUUGCCAGGCUGGUUGUUGACUACCGUGAGGCUACUGCUGGGUGUGGCAUUUUGAUACCUGAAGAACAAUAUUUACAGCGAGGUAAAGAUUAUGGUGCCAUGCUGGUUGUUGGAGACCAACAAGCUACUGGAUUGGAAAGGACCCCUGCAAGCCAGAGGCAUGUCGGGAAAAGGAAGCAUAAGGAGAAGUAUAUACGGAUAAGCACACUCUUAUUGCCCCCUCCAUUCACACACACUACUUGUUGAGCCACACAACACCGUAAGUAUACCAAUUGCUUUUUAGAACCAUUUUUCAGGUUUCUGUUGCUUCUGCUGAGCUUCUCUUCUCCGAUUACCCUAUUUGAGGCAAUGAAAACCCGUUCAGAUUCACCUUUCUCCUUUUAUAAACACCAAAGCCAACUUACACAACCUGUCUUCUGUGCACCAUUGUAUUAUUUAUACAUCUAUUUAGCAGCACACUUUCCAGCUUCUAUGCACUGUAUACCCUCACCCCAGGCAGUAGUGAGUAAUGAGCUCUAAAAUGCAUGAACCUGCUAUUAUUUUGGGAUCCCUCUUCCCACCACGCAAACUUUCUGACAUGUUGAAGGUAUUCAGGAAAAUGUGUCCCCUGCUUGACUCCCAGCUUCCAAACUAGACAUCUAAUAUCUUAAUAUCUCAUACAUUUCCUUGCCUUUCUCCAAUUUUCUAUCUUCAAUCAGAGUUUGUGUUAUAUGAAAGAAAAAUAGUUUCAUGAAAAGGGCAUCUUGCAAAGGUACAGAACCUCCCCAGCAGGCAGUUGCCAUGGAAGGCUGCUUCCAGAGUGAGGCCAGCUUAAGAAGGAUCCGGUGGCCUUGUCCUCACUGGUGUAACGCAGACACUUGGACUGAGCAGUGACAAUGGAGCAAAGGCGCCUCUAAGUUUCCCUGGUGGCUGCCGCAUUCAUCCGGGUGCUCUGGACCAUGCAGUCACUUUGGUGGGAACUGGCUGGGUGGCUCCGUGUGCCUUGUGCCAACUUGACUGCUUGGGUGCUUUGCUUCUUGCAAUCCCACCAGCGAGUAUCAGCAUCCAAGGAUUCCAUCCACUGGCUCCAGGUUCUCUUAAGCCUCCAGAGAAAAGGAUUCAGAGUCAUAAAGAACAUUUGAGAUUAACCUGGUCCCUGAGCUACAAGCACACAUUGAGGGCUGCCAACACCAAUAAAGUCACAUUAAACUCCCAACCACAGGAGAAAUUCUCACAUGCAGCUUCCAUUCAUUAGCCUGGAGACUUAGCUGUAGAGUUGAUUUCAUGUUCCAAGAGAAGAGGCUUCUAUGAAAUGCCUGACAUAAGUCAUCCUUGUUAGGAAUUAGCACAGUGACCCACGUGGUGGAUCUGGACAUUUGGGUUAGCAUUAGAGUGAUGGAUUUAUUUUGCCCCGCUGGUACCCCUCACCCCUGCUCCCAAAAGCUUCCAUCUUCCAAAGAUGCAUAGACAGUAGACUGCUCCUCACCACAAGAGUUUUGGUCUAGAGCUGCUGCUAUCUGCCGAACAAGGUCCUCUUUUGUUUGUGUUGGAAUUUGGCUACAUGAAUGCCCUCUUGAUUCUUGAUUUUUAAAACGUGUUGUUUAGAUAAAAAUGAGUGGUAAAAAGGACUUUUGAAAUAAAAAUGGAUUGGACUGCAUCUUUUCA
Heterocephalus glaber (naked mole-rat) is the source of this 7953-nucleotide messenger RNA. It is a transcript of the gene Agbl1, whose product is annotated as AGBL carboxypeptidase 1. Gene Ontology annotation, molecular function: zinc ion binding; metallocarboxypeptidase activity. Gene Ontology annotation, biological process: proteolysis; protein side chain deglutamylation; C-terminal protein deglutamylation. The record is from RefSeq and is a predicted model, not a curated record. Lineage: Eukaryota; Metazoa; Chordata; Mammalia; Rodentia; Bathyergidae.